UUCCCCACAAGCUCGGGCUAAUUAUCCGGGAAGGUUCAUGUGGAUAAAGUGGAGCUCAUCUGUGCCUUGUACACAUCAUGCCCCCGCCUCGUCGGCCAGACUCGCUUUUGCGUGCUUUAUAAACCCCAACCCCCCCUCCCCUCCAAAAAAAGCAUAACAAUCCCACCCCUAUACACAUCACCGGCCCACCAGCAGACGCCCGCGGGAUGAUGGACAGCCGGAUAUUGGAGUCGCCUCACGCCCAGUUCGGAGGCACCCUCGGCGGCGGCGGCGGAGGCAUGGUGGGCUUCCCGUACCACCUGAGCCACCAUCACGUCUACGAGCUGGCCGCGGGCCACCAGCUCCAAUCCGCCGCCGCCGUCCCCUUCUCCAUAGACGGAUUACUCAAUGGGUCGUGCGCGGCGUCCGUGGGAGGUUCCGGCGGCUUGCUGGCGUCUGGAUGCGGGAUGAACGGAGACAAUCAGCCGUACAAACUGACAGACUCGGGAGAUCUGGACAAGGAGAGUCCCGGCUGCAAGAGACGAAGAACGCGCACAAAUUUUACCGGCUGGCAGCUGGAGGAGCUGGAGAAGGCGUUUAACGAGAGCCAUUACCCCGACGUGUUCAUGAGGGAGGCUCUGGCCCUCAGAUUGGACCUCAUCGAGUCCAGGGUGCAGGUCUGGUUCCAGAACCGCCGAGCCAAGUGGAGGAAGAAAGAGAACACCAAGAAAGGUCCGGGCCGACCCGCUCACAACGCACACCCGACCACGUGCAGCGGCGAGCCCAUGGACCCGGAGGAGAUCGCCCGGCGAGAACUGGACCGCCUGGAGAAGAAAAAACGCAAGCAGGAGCGCCGCCUGCUCAAGGCUCAGAACAAGCACCUGCACGGGGAUCUAUUUCACACCCCGGGAUCGGACAGCGACAGCGGCUUGUCUCACGUCACCGACAGCGAUCACGGCGCCGGCCCGCGUUUGGACCUCACCAAACCGCUCUGCGAGCCGGCGCCUCAGUCGUUAAACACGCCGAGUCAGAACCAAAGACACUUGGACCAGGACGCUGGCGGCUCGGAGUUGGACUCGUCCGACGCCAGCCACCGCUCGAGCCUGUGCUCCGGCACCAACCGAACCUCCGGCUUGCAGAAACUCAACCCGUUCAGCGUGGAAAGUCUCCUGUCGGACUCCAGACCCAGGCGCAACUCCGCGGCCUUACCCGCCUCUCGGCCCCUCAUUGGGAAGGGCCAUUUUCUGCUCUACCCCAUCACGCAGCCGCUCGGAUUCAUUGUCCCUCAGACGGCCUUAAAAAGCGCUGCGAAUCCUGACAGCGGUUCCGAGGAUCAUCAGGCGCCCAGUGUCCACGAGUCCGCUGCCUCUGCGGGGUGCAGGAGGCUCUCCCCGGGGUCCGCGGACAGGGACCGGGCGGGGUCGAGGUCUAGCAGCCCUGGGACUUUGGGCCAUGAACAUGGCACACAAUGCGGGAAGGAACAUUUAGAGGAGAGCCCUGUAGAACCGCCGCCGAACAGUCACGAAAAAACGGAAUGA
Molecule: messenger RNA, 1517 nt
Organism: Hippocampus zosterae (dwarf seahorse)
Lineage: Eukaryota; Metazoa; Chordata; Actinopteri; Syngnathiformes; Syngnathidae
Gene: uncx
Product: UNC homeobox
Exons: 3
Coding region: 207-1517 (436 amino acids)
Biological process (GO): regulation of DNA-templated transcription
Molecular function (GO): sequence-specific double-stranded DNA binding; DNA-binding transcription factor activity, RNA polymerase II-specific
Source: RefSeq, a predicted model, not a curated record